AUGAACGAUUUUAAGUUUACUAAGGACGACGCGGUUGACGAUGAAUUAAUACAGAGCUUUCAAGAAGUUUUUUCUUUGCUUGAUCACGAUAAAGACGGUGUAAUAUCAGUAUACGAUUUAAAAGUUAUACUAAGUAAGCUCAAUCACGACGUUUCUGACGAGGAUGUUACCGAUUUGAUGAAACAAAUCUCGCAAGGCGGAGAAAGUUUGGAUUUAGUUGAUUUUAUUAAUUCAGUAGUAAAAAAAAACAAUAACUCUUUAUUUGAAGAAGAAUGUAGGUCUGCUUUCCAAGUUUUCGACAAAAAUAACGAUGGAAUUUUAGAUUUUUUUGAGAUAUCCAAUGCACUUGAUUUUAUAGGCGAACCACUUACUAAUGAAGAAAUAAUGGAAAUUUUAUCUAAAACCUCAAAUCCCACAGGCAUAACGUACGACGAACUUUUGGGUUUAUUCAAUAGUUACCAAUAA
Messenger RNA from Dermatophagoides pteronyssinus (European house dust mite), 465 nucleotides. Its product is annotated as calmodulin-like. The record is from RefSeq and is a predicted model, not a curated record. Lineage: Eukaryota; Metazoa; Arthropoda; Arachnida; Sarcoptiformes; Pyroglyphidae.